AUGGUUGCUGAAGCGAAUUCGAGCAGAAGCCCCGGAAUCUCGGGAAAUCCAUCCAAAAAACGACAAGAAAUCGCAGAAAAUGGCCAGAAAGAGGAGAGUUUAUUCAGUCCGGGGUUCCGAUCAGUCGCCGCGAUGGCUGGGUGGGACGAAGAGGCGCUGCUGGUCGCAAGCCUCAUCGUCGAAGACAAUCCCGAUCCACAGUUCAAGCAGAAGAAGAGAACCGACUUGCAAAGUUUGAAAACCCCACAGACAAAUUCAAGAAGGUUGUAUUUGCAUGUUUUGCUAAGUUACGCGUUUAAAUUCGAUGAGACAGCCAUUGCAGAGGUAGAGAAGCAUAUUAAGGCAGAUGAGGAAGUGGACGCAAAGAGCAGUGAUGUUUCCAGCUCUACCCCUUUGAUUCCAUGCCUUGAUCGCCUCCGGGAGGAGCUCUCUUGUGCUAUUUGCCUCGAGAUAUGUUAUGAACCGAGUACCACGCCUUGUGGACACAGUUUCUGUAAGAAAUGCCUGAGCUCCGCAGCUGAUAGAUGCGGGAGGAAGUGCCCCAAAUGUAGGCAGAUCAUUAGCACAGGGAAGUACAGCAAAGUGAACACGGUACUGUGGAACACGGUGCAGCUGCUGUUCCCACAGGAGGUAGAGGCUAGAAAGGCAGCCGAUGAAUCUGCCACAGAGGCCCUCGAGCAGCCUUCUCAAUCGAGAACAAGGAGCCAACAUACUAGGCAAAGCAGAGGUGUUGUGGAAUUGCGUAGUCUUGAGUCGUCUAACAAUUCUGCCGAGAGGAGAAGAAACCGCGAACAACGCAUCAGAAACCGGGCUCAGUCGAGCAGAGGGGAUGUUGCAAGAACAGAGCUGCCGGGCCAGGACAGGGAUGCUGCUUUGGCCCUGAGGCUGCAGAGGGAAGAAUUUAUGGAGGCUUUCACGGGACCUGAUGACCGGAGGAGGGGCUCACUUGCACCUGCAACUGCGAGAGCUAACUUGAGGGCUAUGGCCUCGAGGGCCAUUAACAUUCGGAUGAGCAGAGGACGACGAGAUUAAAACAAAAAAGAAUUACAUGUGUUUUUUUUAAAUGAUGCUUUUGAAUUUGUAACUGUCUGUAUUCACUAUUCACUUUGUGAAUCUCCAAUAUACAAAUUUAACCCAA
Molecule: messenger RNA, 1138 nt
Organism: Salvia splendens (bonfire salvia)
Lineage: Eukaryota; Viridiplantae; Streptophyta; Magnoliopsida; Lamiales; Lamiaceae
Product: E3 ubiquitin-protein ligase RNF168
Exons: 6
Coding region: 1-1032 (343 amino acids)
Biological process (GO): double-strand break repair
Cellular component (GO): site of double-strand break; nucleus
Molecular function (GO): metal ion binding; nucleosome binding; ubiquitin-protein transferase activity
Source: RefSeq, a predicted model, not a curated record